Messenger RNA from Danaus plexippus (monarch butterfly), 990 nucleotides. Its product is annotated as asparagine-rich protein-like. The transcript is spliced from 4 exons. The coding region runs from base 84 to 905 and encodes 273 amino acids. Lineage: Eukaryota; Metazoa; Arthropoda; Insecta; Lepidoptera; Nymphalidae. The record is from RefSeq and is a predicted model, not a curated record.
AAAAUGAGCGUGAAAACUGUGUAUUAAUUUCGAUAAGAAUUUAGUGCUCCUGAAUAUAUUGUUAUAGUUUGGCAACUUUAGUAAUGUCUACACUUGUACUUUCUACUGUCGGAAUAGUUGUAGCAAUUAUUUCACAUUCAAUAGGACUACAACUUAAAAAUAAUUUUAAUGAUGCCAUUAAUUGGUUCAUCAAUCCUGAUAUAGAUCGAAAUUUAAAUAAUAAUAAUAAAAUGCAUCAUCGUUACAAUUAUGAUAAGAGAUCGCAAAAUUUUCCCAUAAAACAUGAGAAACUUCACGAAUAUACGGAUAAAAAUAUUCUGAGUUAUAACAAUGAGAUACAAUUUAAUGGAGAAGAUAAUCGGAACUAUGAUGCACAAAAUGAUGCUAUACAGGCAAAUUCUUUGGAGGUCCCAAAUAAAUACAUCUCAGUUAAAUCAACGUUGCUAAAUUAUCCGCCAAUGAAAAGGAAACCAAAUUAUCUAUUGAAAAGAGGAAACGGCGCUAACAAUUUGUAUAAAGACGUCAGCAAUAACGACCUUACCGACUAUUCUAAGAUUUACUUAGUCCUCGAUCCAGAUGCUAAUCUGGGAAAGACAGAUGUUAGGGAUAUAAGCAAAUUACUAUCUUCUAUGUUGACAAAAUUUAAUAUUAACAAUAAUCCGCCUACGAUGGACAGUCUUAAGAGACCGCGUUACAAAGGAUUUCUAUUAGGAGACAACCGGAGAAGGAUUAGAGAAUCCAAUGAAAGUAAGAAAUCUAAUUCAUUGUCAAACCAAUUCAUUCCGAAAGAUUCAUUGGAGCAUGAACAUAAACCCAAGCGUUCUAGAAGCGAGUAUUCUGGUGCAAGGGGACGCACAGGCAUACCUUAUGUACGACACAGGGGAGAUGUGUAUGAAAGGGAAUAAUUAUUCAGUUUCUGUUUAAUAUUUAAUGUCUAAAACAUAAUUUUUUGACUAUUAUAGAAUUUAAAUAAAAAAAUUAUGUAAUUCA